Molecule: messenger RNA, 4215 nt
Organism: Parnassius mnemosyne (clouded apollo)
Lineage: Eukaryota; Metazoa; Arthropoda; Insecta; Lepidoptera; Papilionidae
Source: the annotation of a GenBank genome assembly
GUGUUCUUGUGAUUCUGAUUUUUAUAAAGUUGAAUUUUUGUAAACAUUUUCAAGUAAUAAAUAAAAAAUGCCUAAGAAAAAAACUGGGCAGCGAAAGAAAGCAGAAAAACAGAAACAAAGGCAGAAAGAGAUCCGAAAUGCUAGGGAACACGUAGACAUAGCUCAGCACCCUUGCAACAUGCCGAUGGAAUGUGAUAAAUGUCAAAAAAAACAGAAAAGCCGAGCAUUCUGUUACUUCUGCCAGGCACUGCAACGGUUGCCAGCAUGCGCACACUGUGGCAAGGUUAAGUGUAUGCUGAAGUCUGGAGAUUGUGUGGUGCGCCAUCCUGGAGUAUAUACUACUGGACUUGGCAUGGUGGGAGCAAUUUGUGAUUUUUGCGAGGCGUGGGUGUGCCACGGGCGCAAGUGCCUUACAGCGCAUGCCUGCACAUGCCCGUUGACCGAUGCUGUGUGUCUUGAGUGUGAACGAGGUGUAUGGGAACAUGGUGGGCGUGUUUUCCGCUGCUGUUUCUGCCAAGGCUUUCUGUGUGAAGAUGACCAGUUUGAGCACCAGGCUUCCUGUCAAGUUUUGGAGUCUGAAACAUACAAGUGUCAAUCAUGCAACCGUCUGGGGCAGUACUCGUGCCUGCGCUGCAAGACGUGCUUCUGCGACGAGCACGUGCGGCGCAAGGGCGCGCGCCCAGACCGCCGCGCUGCCCCGCCCUGCACGCGCUGCGGCUUCGCGCUGCUGCUCACCGCAGACCUCAGCAUGUCCAGUGAGUAGCCCCCCUGCCCGCGCUGCGGCUUCGCGCUGCUGCUCACCGCAGACCUCAGCAUGUCCAGUGAGUAGCCCCCCUGCCCGCGCUGCGGCUUCGCGCUGCUGCUCACCGCAGACCUCAGCAUGUCCAGUGAGUAGCCCCCCUGCCCGCGCUGCGGCUUCGCGCUGCUGCUCACCGCAGACCUCAGCAUGUCCAGUGAGUAGCCCCCCUGCCCGCGCUGCGGCUUCGCGCUGCUGCUCACCGCAGACCUCAGCAUGUCCAGUGAGUAGCCCCCCUGCCCGCGCUGCGGCUUCGCGCUGCUGCUCACCGCAGACCUCAGCAUGUCCAGUGAGUAGCCCCCCUGCCCGCGCUGCGGCUUCGCGCUGCUGCUCACCGCAGACCUCAGCAUGUCCAGUGAGUAGCCCCCCUGCCCGCGCUGCGGCUUCGCGCUGCUGCUCACCGCAGACCUCAGCAUGUCCAGUGAGUAGCCCCCCUGCCCGCGCUGCGGCUUCGCGCUGCUGCUCACCGCGGACCUCAGCAUGUCCAGUGAGUAGCCCCCCUGCCCGCGCUGCGGCUUCGCGCUGCUGCUCACCGCAGACCUCAGCAUGUGCAGUGAGUAGCCCCCCUGCCCGCGCUGCGGCUUCGCGCUGCUGCUCACCGCAGACCUCAGCAUGUCCAGUGAGUAGCCCCCCUGCCCGCGCUGCUGCUCACCGCAGACCUCAGCAUGUCCAGUGAGUAGCCCCCCUGCCCGCGCUGCGGCUUCGCGCUGCUGCUCACCGCAGACCUCAGCAUGUCCAGUGAGUAGCCCCCCUGCCCGCGCUGCGGCUUCGCGCUGCUGCUCACCGCAGACCUCAGCAUGUCCAGUGAGUAGCCCCCCUGCCCGCGCUGCGGCUUCGCGCUGCUGCUCACCGCAGACCUCAGCAUGUCCAGUGAGUAGCCCCCCUGCCCGCGCUGCGGCUUCGCGCUGCUGCUCACCGCAGACCUCAGCAUGUCCAGUGAGUAGCCCCCCUGCCCGCGCUGCGGCUUCGCGCUGCUGCUCACCGCAGACCUCAGCAUGUCCAGUGAGUAGCCCCCCUGCCCGCGCUGCGGCUUCGCGCUGCUGCUCACCGCAGACCUCAGCAUGUCCAGUGAGUAGCCCCCCUGCCCGCGCUGCGGCUUCGCGCUGCUGCUCACCGCAGACCUCAGCAUGUGCAGUGAGUAGCCCCCCUGCCCGCGCUGCUGCUCACCGCAGACCUCAGCAUGUCCAGUGAGUAGCCCCCCUGCCCGCGCUGCGGCUUCGCGCUGCUGCUCACCGCAGACCUCAGCAUGUCCAGUGAGUAGCCCCCCUGCCCGCGCUGCUGCUCACCGCAGACCUCAGCAUGUCCAGUGAGUAGCCCCCCUGCCCGCGCUGCUGCUCACCGCAGACCUCAGCAUGUCCAGUGAGUAGCCCCCCCUGCCCGCGCUGCAGCUUCGCGCUGCUGCUCACCGCAGACCUCAGCAUGUCCAGUGAGUAACCCCCCUGCCCGCGCUGCGGCUUCGCGCUGCUGCUCACCGCAGACCUCAGCAUGUCCAGUGAGUAGCCCCCCUGCCCGCGCUGCGGCUUCGCGCUGCUGCUCACCGCGGACCUCAGCAUGUCCAGUGAGUAGCCCCCCUGCCCGCGCUGCGGCUUCGCGCUGCUGCUCACCGCAGACCUCAGCAUGUGCAGUGAGUAGCCCCCCUGCCCGCGCUGCGGCUUCGCGCUGCUGCUCACCGCAGACCUCAGCAUGUCCAGUGAGUAGCCCCCCUGCCCGCGCUGCUGCUCACCGCAGACCUCAGCAUGUCCAGUGAGUAGCCCCCCCUGCCCGCGCUGCAGCUUCGCGCUGCUGCUCACCGCAGACCUCAGCAUGUCCAGUGAGUAGCCCCCUCUGCCCGCGCUGCUGCUCACCGCAGACGUCAGCAUGUCCAGUGAGUAGCCCCUCCCCCUGCUCGCGCUGCGAAGUUUUUGGCAGAUUUAGAUGGCAGUUUGAGUCAGCAGACAGUUGAUAACGACAGUACUUCAAGGCGCCAAAGCGGAAACCUUGUGGUUCACAUCACCGUUGGAGCAUUUGUGCAACGGUGCAUUUCCACUAAAUAGUUCACAUGCGCAGACAUUUUAUACACAAAAUCGCACCACUUUACGUUUACACGUCCACUUCAAAUCAAUAUUUAUAUAGUAAAACAAAAGCAACAAUCCGCCUUCCGGUCUAGUUUACACCAAAACUACUUUGGUUCAUAAUUGAGAAUAGGCCCAGUUGUCUUUGAGGCCACAGGUUCUCCAAAGGUUAAUUGUUUCGACUCCUGAAAACUUUUUUUUUUUAAAUUAAAUUUGCUGUGACAUUUUUCAUCAGUUUCCUAUUAAUCCUCUUAUAAAUUCACACAUUAUAUAGGUAUAUUUUAAAUACAAAUGUUUUUAUUGUUUUUAAGCAAACUUACAGUUAUUCACAAUCAAUUGUUUUGAUACAUUUAUGUACAAAUGAACCAUUAUAAAGUUUUUACAUGUAAAAUAUAACGCUCUUUUUCAUGCAGCAUAACAUAGAUAACAUUUUUAGAACAGAAGUUUAUUUUACUACUCCAAUAACAAGAUAUCUAUAUAUAUUUAUUAUAUUUUAUAUUAUGUUAUAAUGCAUGAAUAAACUCGUUUGUUUCUUUCUUAAUGUUAUAUUUAACAAAGACAUUGGUGUAACUUUCAGCGCGUUCCCAUCGCUACGGGCGGCAGGGCGCCGUGCCAGCCGACGACGAGGACUACGGGGGCGCCUACACCGCCGGCUACACCGGUAGGUUUACUGUAACUGUCGCCACCGACACCAAAUUCAACUCAAACUGAUUGCUGAAAACCUUUACUGAUUUAUUCUUAAAUUUUCACGCUACAUACUCCACAAAAAUAAUUUUCUAUGUGUUAGUUAUGUUAUGGUUGUAGCACGAAGUGGUCGGCUCGACUAGGGAAGGACCAUGUUCUCACAGAAUACCAGCUUAACAUGCAACUUAAUGCUGCUGUAUUUCGUAUGGUGAAUGUGGAGAAUCAGAGAUCCUUUUUAGUGGAAAUGAGGCAUUCUAUCUUAGUAGUCAGGGGUGGCAACGCAUCUACAUUUUGAUUCUUAAUCGGGGAUACGUGAAGAUGUCUAUAAGCCACAGCAUCCACUUACCAUCAUAUGAAUUUUAUGCUCAUGUGUCAUCCUUAUUCUAUAAAAUACAAUAAAAAUUCGUAAUCGGUGCCUCUCACUAUAAUUGAUUGUGAUUGGUAGGAUACGAUGCCAGCGCUGAGGGCGGAGACUACUCGUGUUCCGGCUCCGAGUCGGAUGACGAUGAUGAUGACGACGACGAGGAAGAUUCCGAGGAAGAGGAUUCUGAUGAGAACGAGCAAAGUGAAGACGCAGCAGCUGCGUCUAGUGGCAAGGCCGCAACUUCGUCUUAGCUCCAACAAUUUUAAUGCAUUUGUAUACAAACUGUAUAUUUCAUGAUAAUAAAUCUUAGUUAUUAUUGU